CAAAAUUCAGUCGACCAUAUUGAAGAUUCGUUCGGAGUCUCAUUCAUACAUCUAAUACGAUUCGUAUACAAACCGAUGGUUUGUGUAAUGUUUGUGAAGUGAAUAAAAUUCACAAUUUUAUUCCUUUUUUUACGGCAAUAAAAUAAAAUCAAACGUAAAACAUUGAAGACGAGAAAUUUUAAUCAAUUAACAAUUGUGUAUUAAAUUAAAGAGAACAGCGGCAGUUUUUUUUUCUCUCUUUUUUUAAAAAAGGUGAAAUUCUAAUUGUCGUUCCAUUAAAAUGGAACUUCACCGACGGGACAGGUCAGAAUAGGACGUCGAAGUGAACUACAUUUGAAACUCGUUUUAAUUCAACGACCAAAACAAACGAAAAAAAAAACAAACUAAACGGAAUACAAUAGCAAACGGGUUUUGCCAAAUCAACCAACAUGUGUGAUCAAACCGAAAUCAAAUAUGUUGACGGCGAUAUUGUCUGGGUUAAAUUUCACAAUUUUUGGUGGCCAGGCGAAGUGCAUGGUGAAUCAAAAUUACCGCACGGUUUACUGAAAUCAUUUCGGCGUCAACCCGUUGCAGUUGUGAAAUUUUUCCAAGAGAAUGCCUACGAAUAUGUAAAAACAAUCAACGAUAUCUACCAAUAUAAUUGCAUUCGAAAGCAUGAAUUCAUCAAAAAAGGAUUGGAUUUGCAUCGUGCAAAAAAGCGUAAUAUGGAAAAAUUUCCGCAAGAUGUUCGAAUUGCUGAAGAAAAAACCGGCGGCGAUCCAGAUAUUAUUGAAAGUGAAGAAUUUCAACCGGAACAAAAGCCAAAUAUUGCAAACAUAUUUGGAGAUCAAACGCCAAAAAUGAAAAAAGGGGUUGGACGAGGCCGAAGGAAAGCCACGCCAAGCGAUGAAGAUUUCACAUACAGUCGAACCAAGAAUUUGUCGUUGAAAGCAGCGCACACAACUCCAACAUUAUCUGCAUCAAAAUCAUAUACUUCGUCUUCAUUGGGGGUGAAUCGUACGGCAGCCAGUUCCAGUGCAAGUGCCAGUGCAAGCAGCACCUCUACACCGAAUCCGAAUGAAUUCCACUGUCAUUUAUGUAACUUUUCAACAACUCGACUCAAUGUGAUUGUUUUACAUAAUAAAACACACACAUCGGAGAGUAGAGUGGUUGAGCCUUCACCAGCAGCAGCAAAAGCAAAGAAGACACCGGUUGCAACACCAGCACGAAAACCGGGAAGGCCGCGAGGAAGAAAACCGAAGAAAAUCUAUGUUGAACCUAUACCGGUGGAUACUGAUUUUGAUAGUGCAUCGGAAGAUCGCAUGACACAAAGUGACAGUGAAAAUGAAGCGAAACAGGUGAUAGUAAAAGCUAUAACAAAACCAUCGCCGAAAAAACGACAAACAAAAACAAAAGCGGCGGUAAAAACGGCAGAACCGGUUGAAGAAGAAGCUGAUGUAAUGAUUGAUAGUGAUGUUGAAGAGAUAGCAGAAAAAACAUCAGUGCCAAAAGUAGCAAGUCCACGUAAAACACAAAGAUCGACAAGGAAGAAACAAUCAACUGUGCAAGAGAAUGAUCAAGUAGAAGCGAACUUAGUGGUUGUGGCAGAAAUUGAGAAAUCACCCGAAGAACCGAUUGAAAUUAAAUCGAAACUUCUGGCUGACUGGUCGGAAGAUGAUGAUGACAGUAUGGUUUCGGCGAGCAAAGAGGUGACAAGCGAAUUGGAUGAAAUAAAAAGUGUUCUAUCGUCACCUAACCAAAGUGGUGAUGAAAAACAACCGAAACAGCAAACGAUUCGAAACAUUCCAAAAAAAGAUCGCCGCGGUAUCAUUUUGGAUGAAUUUUAUACAAAACAAGUGCCAAGCACAAAUGAAACCGAUACUGAAGGUGAACAACAAAAAGAUGAGACUGUUGUCAUUGAAUCGGAUGAAGAGAUCUUUGAUAUCACCGAAGAUUUGCCAAAAGAACCGGAAAUUGGCAGUACAACUGAUGAAAAACCACCAAGUAGCCCUGAGGUUGAAGCAAUUGAAACUGAAGAUGAUGUUGUGCAUAUUGAGCACAUUGAGCACAUUGAAGAUGAUGAAGAUAAUGAGCACAGCACAAAUGAAGUUGUAGAAAGUACCACUACAGAUAACAUCAAGACCCCAGUGAAAGUACCGGACGAAGAAGAUGAAAAGAAGGACGAAAUAGACGUAAAUUUAUUGAAACAAGGUGCCGAUUUGCUUGAAGAAACUAGUCAAUUGCAAAAGAAUAUUGAAACGGUUGGAAUCAUUGAGAAGAAGCGACGACUACUCAAUAAGCACAAGAACGAUGAAGACUUAGAUAGCAGUGAAAAUGCUAGAAAUUCAUCAAUUGAUGAAAGCAUUGAAGAGACCCAUACUCAGCCCAUUGAAAUUAUCGCCAUUGAACCAGAGCAACCGGUGGAUGAAAAACCAAUAGCAAGAAGGCGUAGUUCGGCCACAGUUCAAAUGACAACCCAAACAGUGACUAAAACAUACCGAUCAAAUUCAAGGCGUAAGACCAAGUCAUCAUCGACGAGUGGCGACGAGAAGGGCCAAUUGCAAUCAAAAGAAACUGAAGAAAGUUCAAUAAUCAAAGGUAACGGUACGCCAGAGAUUCUACCCAAAAUAGCUGAAGACAUUGAAAUUAAACCAAUUGAGUCGACAAUCGCUGACGACCAAAAUGUUGUCGAGACAAACGACAUAAAACCGGAUAAAAUGGAUGUGGACGAAACGUCGCCGAUGAAAUCCGAUCUAGAUUCGUGCAAAACUGAAGUCGAUUGUUUUGAUUUCAAAGAGGAAGAAGAAGAAAUGCCACAAACAUUAAAUCGUCGAAAACGACGUUGCUUACCGCCCGGAAAAGUCUUUGAAUUACAGACAAUUGAUAAAUUGGAAGAGAUUCGAAAGCAAGAAGAAAAUGAACAGGCGAAACGCUUAAAAAUUGAACCUGAAGAGACAAAGGAAACACCCGUGCCCAUGGACGAUAUUAAAAGUGUUUCAAACGAUGAUAUAGCCACGCCGGAAAAACAAAUUGAAAAACAGCAAAAGGAUGACGAUAUAAAAGAUAACAAAGCACUCCCGCCAAAAGAAAGGGGAAAACGCAUUUUUAAGUCAAGGAAUCGAAGUCGUUUGUCGGAGGGAGAUUCAUUUUCAAAUGAUGAAAAAUCUCCCACCAAGGAUGCCAAUCAAAGUUUUGAUUCGAUUGAAAAAUCGUUUGCCGAUUCGACCAUGGAAAGUCCAAAAAUAACCGAAAUUGAAACAGUGCCGAUCGAAUCAGUCGCCAAAGAAGAAGAAGAAGAGGUCAACUCUUCUUUUAAAUCGGAAGAAAGCCAAAUUGAAUCUGAAGUGGCAAACACACUGAUCACAUUGACCAAUUCACCGAUAAAGGUCCCCGAAUCCACCAUCGUUACAUCAAGUGAUAAAGAUGUGCCGAGUACUGAAGUUCAAGUGGAAUUACCAAAACCGAAGGAUUCGCCGCAAAAGACAGAAGUUAUUGUUGUCGUAGAGCCAGAAACGCCGACCAUUUCAAGGAAUCUUAAAACAACCGCAGAUGAAACACCCGAAGAAAUUGUGAUGGAACAGCCAAAAGAAUGUGCCGUAAUAAAUGUAGCAGUUGCAAAAAAGCGAAAAUCUAUCAAUGAAAAUGAGGGAACAAAUAGUGAUUGUGAAUUAACAGCAACUCCAAACACGCCAAUAAAACAAUUGAAAAUCGCAGAUAUUGUGGAAAACACAACACAACAAGUGAAUAAACGAUCAAUUGUUAAACUAAAUGUGGCUGAGACUAGUAGUCAAAUUAGAGAUGCUGGCGACGGGCUUCUGAUUAAAACAAAUCCAAAUGUCAUUGUUCCAAAAGUUGUACCGAGCGAAAUAAGUGCCGUAAGCUCGACAUCAUCAGCGUCACAAAAGCACCAACAGCAACCACAACAACAAACACAAAAACAAACACAAUCACAAUCACAAUCACACCCGCAGCCGCCACAACAACAUCAACAGCAGCAGUCGCCGCAACAACAGCAGCAGUCACCGCAACAACAGCAACCGAAGAAAAGUCCGAGAAUGAGUCAAAAAAGUAAAAAAGUUGCUGUCACAAUUGGUUACGAUUUGCAAGGAAAUACAAUUGUCACCUAUCGCAAACCAUCAGAUAGACCGGUCGUACAUUUGCCGUCGCACAUACAAACACCAGACAUGGUACAAUCGGUUAAUCCGGCUUUGCUCCAUACCGCAAAAUCGAAUUCAUCCACACAAUUUGUGAUAACGAGCAAGGGUGCUUUAAUCAAAACUACAUCCAAUACGAUUACCACACAAACAGCAACCACAUCGAUAUCGGCACGACCAUUAAGCCAAGUGGUUCGUUCAAGUGCAUCAACAUCUUAUUCGCCGCAAAUAAGAUCACCGCCGAUGCCAACCAUUCAUGUUCAAACACACCAAUCGAUCAAUCCACAUUUGAUUCACAAACAACCGUCAAUGGUGCACAAACAAACAAAUCAACAAUUUCAAAAGCAACAAUUUAUCCAGCACCAAUACAAAGCUGGUGGACAAGUGAAGCCAAAGAUCACCACAAACAUCGUGCAACAUCAGCAAUCAAUUAUUCAAAAGCAAAAUGUGAAGACACCAAGUAGGCCGAAUAAAAAACAACAAGAAAUGCUAAUGCGUAAACAGCAAGAGAUGCAAGCGAAUGCAAUUGCCGAUCAAGCUCAACCAACCGAAGUAUUGCAAAAUGCCGAAGAUAAUCAGCUAUUAGCUGUGCCAGCCGAAAGUUUUAAUGGGCCGGAAGGUGCAUUUUAUCUCUGCCGUAUAACCGAACAACAAGAAUAUGUCCCAAUCGAUCAUCAGCCGUUGUAUUUGGAUGAGAAAAAUCAAUUGAUUCCGGGCAGUUUAAUAAAUGCCGGCAUUCAAGAGGAACUUAUUGAGGAAACGAUGGUUCCACAAGCGUCACAACAAUUCGAAUAUCAACAAGAGCAAGUCGUUCAAAAUGUCGAAGAACCAUCAAAUUUCAAAUAUAUACUAAAUGUCGAUGGCCAACAAAUCUUACUCGAUCAACAAAGUCUAUUACAAUUAACGUCCGGCGGUGAAAUGCAACAAAUAGUCACAGCAGAUGGUCAACGGUUGAUUUUGCAAGGUUCACCGCAAGAUAUACUCGCCGCCAUCCAAUCAAAUCAACAAGAGCAAAUUAUUAUACCGGAAGAUAUGAUUGAAGAAGAUCCAAACAAUCAUGAUAUUUUGGCAGCCGCCUUAGAAGAUACCGGAGUUUUUCCACAAGAACAGUAUAUCGGUGAUGUGUUGCAAAUUCAAACGGGAAAUGGCAUUGAAGUCGAUCCGCUUGCAUUUCAAACAAUAAAUCAAGCAGCGACCAGUGAAACGAAUGCUAUUUUACCACCAAUCAUGUCGACAUUGGAGCAACCGUCAAAAAGUGAUGUUGCAUCGCCGAACGUUGAUUGUUCGAAUCUCGAUGAAAGUCUUGCUGUGAUUGGUGUUACAGUACCAUCAACAAAUGUGCCAACUUCGUUAGAGCUCCCAAUAACUAUAACUAAUCCGGCAAUUGCACCGAAAUGUACAACCAGUGCAAUUACAACUAUUUAUCCAUCAAAUGUACCAACAACACUUCCACCGCAGGCAUUACAAACUAGUCAUAUGUCGAUUUCAAGUGAUAUUCUCCAUGCAGCAGGAUCAUCAUCCAUAGCCAGAAGCAAUAGUGCACUUAGAAGGGGCGGUUCAUCGUUGGAUGGUUCGAGGGCCGAAGCCCUGCUUAUUCAAGACGAUGAGAAUUGCGAGAUUGUUCCAAAUACACCAGAAUCGGCAACCGUCUAUCGAAUCGGAAAGAGAUGAGACAGAAAAUGGAGACACAGCAGACAGACGACAACAUAACAAUAGCCAUGAACCACCAUUAUCACCGCAAGAACUACAAGAACAACAGGAAAUCCAUAAUACAGAAAAUAGUCGAUCCGAUGUCGUUGAUUCACUGAUCCUAAACGAAAAUUCAUUCGAUCAUCACGAUGCUGCCCUCUUACUUGCCGCAAAUAGUAGACCCGGCUUUCAGGCAAUUACAAUCGAUAAUAAUCACGAAUCGAACGCAUCUCAUACUAAUCGAAAUACACGUAGGAAUAGACAUAGAAAUACAAAUCAUUCAAAUGUAACCGCAUCGAAUGAAAAUGAACCACACAUUUUUAUUAUUGAACAGCAUAUGAUUGGAAACAGUGAAUACGACACGGACGACGUUGCCAACGUUGAAAAUUUCAACAGUUAAAAAUGCUCUCAUCAUUUUCUUUCUUUAAAAAAAAACAAUCAAAUCGACACAAAAGAGAACAAGACACAUAUUCUUUGUAAAAUUAAUAAAACUAAUUGUAUAAACGAACCGUUGUAGUAAGUUGUUAUGUUGGAGUCUUUGCAAAAAACUUACAUUUUGAACAAAUUUAUACUUACAAAAUAUUAGGCCAGUUUAUUAAAACUAUAAAACCAAAAGUAAGCUCUUGAAUUAUAGGCAAAUGCCAUCGUUUCGAAUUAAAGAGUGUUUUUUUAUGAAAAGACAAUUCAAGUGAUUAACUAAAAAAAAUGAAUGAUAUUUAGAGUAUGGUGCGAAUAAAAUAAAAGAAGCCGAAUAAGAAUGUAAUGAAAGACGAAAAAAAGUUGAUUUAAUUGAAAGAAUAUAUAUAAUGCUUGCCUGAACGUCAGCAUUAAGAUGAAUUAGCAUAAAGAAAAUCAUAGCUUCUGAACUAAUUUGAUUAGGAACGUAGUAAUGAUGAUGAAUUACUUUGGAAAAUGAAACGGAAGCGAAAUCGUAAAUAAAUACAAAUUCUAUGAAUAUCAUGAUGGUAAUGUCCUUUUCAAAAUUACUAAAAGAAAUUUUGAUUUAUAUUCUCGAUCGAUUAUAGAAAAAUUCUUUCUAUUGAUACCAAAUUUAUUGAUACGAUUAUGUGUAAAUAUCGAUGCAAAUGAUUAACCGAGUUUAUAUGUGUAACACAUUUUGAAUCGAAAUUCAUUGACGAUGAAAUACAGAAAAACUAAAAUAAUGAUUCGAACAUAAAUUCGGCUAUUGGAUAAUAAUUUUUGCUUGUGUUAAAAUAUGCAUUAUGUUUAGUGAAUAAAUUCUCUUGGUAGCACAUUUCGACGACGUAAAUUGACGACAAAAAAACUUAUUUAAUCGAGUCCCUAUAAACGAAUGAAAUUCUUGUAAAACUAUUUUUUGUGACCGCUCGAAUAUUUAUGUCCAUACGUGACAGGAUUUCUUGGAUAUCCCAUAAACACAUAUGAAUUAUAAAGAAAAUGAUACAAUAUUUUUUUCUCUCGUAGUUAAUGAAAGAAAAAUCACUUAAACUUUACAAUGUCAUAAAUAAUGUAUGAGAAUAAAGUUUGAACCAAAUCAUAUGUAGCAAACGAAAAA
Molecule: messenger RNA, 7356 nt
Organism: Contarinia nasturtii (swede midge)
Lineage: Eukaryota; Metazoa; Arthropoda; Insecta; Diptera; Cecidomyiidae
Product: histone acetyltransferase KAT6A
Exons: 7
Coding region: 429-5804 (1791 amino acids)
Source: RefSeq, a predicted model, not a curated record